AUGUCCACGUGUAUGCUCCUCACCGUCUGGUUCCUGAUGUGUAUUUCCGGUUCGGUUCACCAGAUUCGAGCUCAAAUCCAAACCGUAGCCACUACUCAACAAGACGAAGCGCGAGCUUUGAACUCCAUCUUCGCGGCUUGGAAGAUCCGGGCGCCGAAGGAAUGGAACAUCAGCGGCGAACUUUGCUCCGGCGCCGCCAUCGACGAGAGCAUCACCAUCGACGACAAAGCCUACAACCCUCUUAUCAAAUGCAACUGUAAUUACCGCGACGUCGACUCCACAAUCUGCCGCAUCACCGCCCUCAAGGUUUAUGCGUUAGAUGUCCGAGGACCUAUACCUCCACAGCUCUGGACUUUGACAUACCUCACGAAUCUGAACCUGGCUCAAAAUUAUCUUACAGGCACCCUUUCUCCUGCAGUUGGAAACUUGAUUCGAAUGGAAUGGAUAACUUUUGGGAUCAAUGCCUUGUCUGGCCCCUUUCCCAAGGAAAUUGGUUUGCUUACAAACUUGAAAUCGCUUGGUGUUGGUUUAAAUAACUUUUCCGGUUCUAUACCACCUGAGAUUGGGAAUUGUACAAAACUACUGAAAAUAUACCUGGGAAAUUCUGGACUUAGUGGGGAAAUACCUUCAUCAUUUGCUAAUCUUGUUGAGAUGGAAGACGCUUGGUUUAACGAUGUGAACGUUACUGGUCGGAUACCGGAAUUUAUAGGAAAAUGGACAAAACUUACUAUCUUGAAAAUUUAUGGAACUGGUUUGAAUGGUCCGAUACCGUCGUCAUUUUCCAACUUAACUUCUUUGAGAGAAUUGAGUCUUAGUGAUAUAUCCAAUGGAAGCUCUUCUCUUGAAUUCAUCAAAGACAUGAAAUCUCUAAAUAUAUUAGUUUUGAGGAACAGCAAUUUCACUGGGACUAUACCCUCCAAUAUCGGAGAAUACUCAAGUCUGCAACAAGUUGAUUUAAGCUUCAACAAACUACAUGGACCAAUUCCGGCUUCACUUUUCAACUUAGGUCGACUUACUCACUUGUUUCUGGGAAACAACACGUUGAAUGGUUCUUUGCCCACUCAAAAGAGCCAGACUUUGAGCAAUAUAGAUGUUUCGUACAAUGAUUUGUCUGGUAGUUUGCCUUCAUGGGUCAGCUUACAGAAGUUGAAACCCAACCUUGUUGCUAACAACUUCACCUUGGAAGGUCUUGACAAGAGAGCUUUUUCAGGACUGAACUGCCUGCAGAAGAACUUCCCCUGCAAUCGAGGCAAAGGAAUCUAUUCUGAUUUUUCGAUCAACUGCGGAGGCCCACAAAUACGAAGUGUUGGGGGAGCAGUAUUUGAGAGGGAGGACGAUGAUCUUGGAUCAGCUUCAUUUGUCGUGAGUGAUGUUCAGAGAUGGGCAGCCAGUAGUGUAGGACUUUAUUCCGGGAGUAGCAAUAAUAUAUGGGUUAUCAACACUUUGGACUCAGAGCUUUUUCAGUCAGCAAGACAUUCUUCAUCUUCUCUACGGUAUUAUGGUUUGGGGCUGGAAAAUGGAGGCUAUACCGUAACACUUCAGUUUGCUGAAAUACAAAUUCUUGGUUCUAACUCUUGGAGAGGUUUAGGAACACGACGUUUUGAUAUCUAUGUCCAGGGAAGACGUGUUGAAAAAGAUUUUGAUAUACGCAGAACAUCUGGUGACACUACUGUCCAAGCAGUUCAGAGAAGAUAUAAAGCUAAUGUAUCACAAAAUUACCUGGAAAUUCAUCUUUUAUGGGCUGGCAAAGGAAGUUGUUGUAUUCCUAUUCUAGGUACUUAUGGACCACUAAUAUCGGCGGUCAGUGCAAAACCAGAUUUUACACCAACUGUAGCUAACAGGCCACCAUCAAAGGGAAAUAAGAAGAAGACUGGAACUGUCGUGGGUGUCAUUGUUGGCCUAGGACUUUUGAGCAUCUUUGCGUGUGUGGUUAUCUUCAUCAUCCGAAAAAGCAGAAAGCGUUACACAAAUGAUGAAGAGCUGCUUAGUAUGGACGCAAAGCCUUACAUUUUUGCUUACUCUGAACUUAAAAGUGCCACUCAAGAUUUUGAUCCCACUAACAAGCUUGGCGAGGGAGGAUUUGGGUCUGUUUAUAAGGGAAAGCUGAAUGAUGGAAGAGACAUCGCUGUGAAAGUGUUGUCGGUUAGUUCUCGACACGGGAAGGGACAAUUUGUUGCAGAGAUCAUAACAAUUUCUACAGUCAUGCAUCGCAACCUAGUAAAACUUUACGGAUGCUGCUAUGAAGGAGAUCAUCGUUUGCUCGUAUACGAGUACCUCCCUAAUGGAAGUCUCGAUCAUGCACUAUUUGGAGGAGAUAACAAGACUUUAAAUCUAGAUUGGUCAACCCGUUUUGAGAUAUGCAUGGGAGUAGCCAGAGGUCUAGCCUACCUCCACGAGGAGGCGAGUGUUUGCAUAGUACACAGGGAUGUGAAGGCCAGCAACAUUUUGCUUGACUCUAAACUGCUUCCAAAAGUUUCAGAUUUUGGGCUUGCAAAGCUAUACGAUGACAAGAAAACCCACAUGAGCACCAGAGUGGCAGGAACCAUUGGAUAUCUUGCGCCAGAGUAUGCCAUGCGUGGACACCUAACAGAGAAAACCGACGUGUAUGCCUUUGGCGUUGUGGCUCUUGAGCUUAUCAGUGGGAGGAAAAACUCUGAUGUGAAGCUGGAGGAUGAAAAGAAAUAUCUUCUUGAAUGGGCAUGGAACCUACACGAGAAAAGACAAGAAGUAGAACUAAUAGAUGAUGAGAUGAGUGAAUUCAACAUGAAAGAAGUGAAACGCAUGAUAGGCAUUGCUCUCUUGUGCACACAGUCAUCUUAUUCCUUGAGACCACCCAUGUCAAAAGUGGUGGCCAUGCUUUCAGGAGACCUUGAGGUCAGUGAUGUAAGCUCUAAGCCAGGCUACCUAACCGACUGGAGUUUUGAUGAGACCUCAAAAUCCUCUUUCAGCGUCACAGGCACUUCUACGUCUUACUCCACGAGCUUUGUCACCCCCAGAGAGAGCGACUUUAAGCCAAUGCUUGGAGUCAAGAUCAAUGAGGGGAGAUGA
Microthlaspi erraticum is the source of this 3048-nucleotide messenger RNA. Lineage: Eukaryota; Viridiplantae; Streptophyta; Magnoliopsida; Brassicales; Brassicaceae. The record is from the annotation of a GenBank genome assembly.